Molecule: messenger RNA, 2839 nt
Organism: Serpula lacrymans var. lacrymans S7.9
Lineage: Eukaryota; Fungi; Basidiomycota; Agaricomycetes; Boletales; Serpulaceae
Exons: 20
Coding region: 17-1201 (394 amino acids)
Source: RefSeq, a predicted model, not a curated record
CCGAACGCGCACGUCAAUGUCUGGCCUGUCGGAGAAUUCUAAGCUUCGCUACCGCUGUGAAAUUUCAGAUGAGUCCCUUAAAACCCUUCUAGAUUCAUCCAGAGAUAUUCAGUGUGAAGCUUUCAAAAAUAACCAAAAGGUCAAUAUGACGGACGCUGUUUUAAACCAUCUGACUGCAAGCAAUAUCUUUGAUCUUCGUGGCGUUGUCGCCGUUGUCACUGGUGGUGGUUCGGGUAUCGGGUUGAUGAUCAGCUCAACUCUUGUUGCCAACGGUGCAACUGUGUAUAUUGUGGGACCGAAACAGGCUGAUUUGGACAGAUUUGCUCAUACAUAUAACGAGGCUGCAUCCCAAGACCCACGAAAAGGACGUAUGCAUGGUAUCGAGGGAGAUAUCAGGCUAAAGUCGGAAGCAACCCGCUUAGCUGAAGAGAUUGGAAAACGCGAAAAAUAUCUCACUGUCUUGUUCAAUAACGCGGGAGUUCUUCAGGGAUCAUAUGAACCUCCUACUGAAGCCACUGCUGCCUCCUAUGUCGCAAGUCACUUUGAUCGCGUCACUCAGGAAAACUUCAACAAUGUUAUCAACACAAAUUCUAUUGGACCGUAUUGGCUUUCUUUUGCAUUUCUGCCUCUUCUCGAGAAGUGGAAAAAGUCGGAAGAUCCAGCCACCAAAAAAUUCUUACCACAAAUCAUCAUGACAAGCAGUAUGAAUGGGUGGACCAAGGAUUCUAACACAGCUGGCCGUUCAUACCCCUAUAUGUUUUCCAAAAGUGCAAUAGGGCAUUUCACGUCCUCUUUGGCUCACGAACUUCUUCCACUCGGUAUCAGAGUCAAUGGAAUUGCUCCUGGACUGUUCGUCUCCCAGAUGAGUGCCCCGGGGAUGGUUGACCCCGUUACUGGGGCUUCGCACCUACCUCAAGGGGCAACCUUUCCUCUUGAGGUUCCCGCUGUGCUCGGUUCUAAUCGCGACAUGGGCUCCCUCGCUCUAUUCUUGGUUGCUAACUGGUUUGUCAACGGAGAGACUGUCCUCAUUGAUGGUGGACCUUACUCAAGCAUCCGUCAUCAUAUUAGUAUGCGGACUGCUCUAUAUUAUGCGCGAACUUCGAACUUGUAUGGUUUUACUUUCCUUCAUAUGACAUAUACUUGGGCCGUCUUGGCACAUGUUACUGAAUCCCUGUCAUAUCUCACUCCUUUCUUGCGCUAGGUCAUGUCCAACUGUACUUAUCCCAAUAUAUUUCAUACUCGAGAGCCCCAUGUUCAUUGAACGAGAUCAGAAUAUUGAGUUUUGGUCAACACAUAACAUUUUGGUGGACGUGUGACCAUGUGAUGAUCUGCACCUGGAUCCAUGGCCCGAGUACUACGCUAUUAGCCGAAGAGCAACAUUUCGUUCCUUGCCAGAUAACUUGGGACGCCAACCAAAUCAGGCAUGUGCCAGAUUCGGGCCACACUGAUGGCUUGAGAUGAGUUCUGACGCCAAUGGUGGCAGUGACUGAAAAUGGUGAUAUAUAUGUCAGUAAGCCACCAUGGUCGGGAAUCAACAGUGGGAAAGAUUCUGAAUCACUGGCAUAUCACUUUAGGCCUGACGUUUUCGAAUACACGGUUCUAUUACUCUCCGCGAACAUCAUGACUUAUAAAAGGACGCAGAUGAAGAUGGGUUUCGAUUCCUCCCCCAACCCGACAUAUCACUUCUCAAAUUAACAUGGCAGAUACUGUCCUCAAUAAUCUGUCUGCCAGUACCAUUUUCGAUCUCCGAGGUAUUGUCGCGGUAAUUACUGGUGGUGGAUCUGGAAUCGGUCUUAUGAUCGGUUCUACCUUGGUUGCUAACGGUGCUACAGUAUAUAUCAUAGGUCUUGAGCAAGAUAAGUUAGAUAAUAUCGCAGAAACCUAUAAUGCAGCUGCGGCAAAGGACCCUAGGAAGGGACGAAUGUUUGGUAUUAAAGGCGAUGUCAGACUAAAGUCCGAGGCAGCCCGCUUAGCAGAAGAAAUUGGAAGACGUGAGAAAUAUGUCACUGUCCUAUUCAACAACGCUGGCACAAGUUCGAAUUCCGCCUUUUCAGCUCCAGCUCCUACUGCCGAGGCCUACAGGUCCCAAUACUUUGAUUCUAUUCAACAGGAGGAUUUUCAUAAUGUUUUCGAUACCAAUACUGUGGGCCCAUAUUGGCUUACCUUCGCGUUCCUGUCUCUACUAGAACGUUGGAAAACUUCUGCCCCAGAAAAUGCUGUAGCGCAGAGGUUCGUUCCACAAAUCAUUAUGACCUCUAGUAUGAAUGCCUGGACGAAAGACUCAAGGACAGCAGGGCGCUCUUACCCUUACUUGUUUUCGAAGAGUGCUUUAGGUCAAGCUACAUCUAGUCUGGCGCACGAACUUUUACCCCUUGGAAUAAGGGUGAACGGGAUUGCUCCAGGUAAGCUCAUCGGAUGAUUCUUGGUUCUUGUCAUCAUGCAUCAUUCUAGGUUUUUUUCAAACUGAAUUAUCGGCUCCUGGUACAGCAGAUGAAGCAGGUCUGUCCCAUGUGCCGGAUGGUAUGGAAGAUCAAGUCGAGUUCCAGGUGCCUGCUGGCUUUAAGACUGGCAGUAACCGGGACAUUGGUUCAUUAGCUCUAUUCUUGGUGGCCAACUGGUUUGUGAAUGGGGAAACAGUAUUAAUUGAUGGUGGCACUCUAUUGCAGCACGCUAGUUCGUACUAAUACCAUUAUGGUAUAAAAUCUUUGUUUUGGCGCAAGCACCGACGUUAUCAUGGUAUCUGCGCCUAACCGUAUAGCUGUUAACGUGAGUAGUGUACGUGCUAGCAUUAUUUUGUAGAGUAUUAUACAACGUACAAUGUUAUGAAUUUUGGAAUUAU